CUCGUCUGACAUGCUAUCUCUUCCAAGCGAAGGAAAGAUAGGGCACUUGUAUGGCGCGGCGACACGGCAUAAAGUCGCUUGUCACAUUGCUCACUGCGGUUGCCUUCAGCGAUUGGGGUAGCGCAGUGCGCACAUCUCCAUCACAGAAGAAUGUCGUUCCGGCAUUCGACAAGGAAGCCCGCACAAUAGCGCCCGAUGACAAAGCCUGCGAGCUGCCCCACGAGUGGUGCCGCUCUCCCGGGGCGGUGCUCAAACGCGCCGACUGCGACGACGACGGCGUAGCCGACUGGGUCUGCAUAGACCCAACAGGCCCGGACCCGACCACCGCCGCAGGCGGCGGUGCAGCCGCAUCCGGAGGCGCCGGAGGCGCCGGAGGCGGAGCCGGAGGAGUGCGGAGCGUGACCAACGUGUCGCUGUCGGGGGAUGUGGGCGUGGGCCGGCGCGGCGCCAUCACUUCGGGCAAGGGCUGCGACCCGGCUGCCAGCGGCUGGCCCAGUGCGCCCAAGAAGCUGUGCCCGGAGGUGUUUGGAGGCCCGGACGAGUGCGAGCAGCCGGACGACUGGUGCGUGCACCCCGCCAUGAGCCUGGGCCGAGUGGACUGCGAUGGCGACGGCAUCCUAGACCUGGUGUGUUCAGAUGCCGAGGGCAACCGGGGCCUGCUGCUCUCCGGCAGCUCCCCGCCCUGCGACAGCGAGCAGGACGGCUGGAGCCUGGCGCCCCGGGAGUGGUGCCCGGGGUACUUCGUGGACGUGCGUGUGUGCCCUGGACCCGCCUGGUGGUGCACCCACACGUCUGCGGUGUUGCAGCAGGCGGACUGCGACGGGGACGAAAUCCAGGACUGGGUGUGUUCCGACGACCGCGGCCGCCGCGGCGCCAUCAUGUCCAGUCAGCACUGCGGCGCAUGGGACGGCGCCACCGGCUGGCCGGACGCGCCCGCCGCCUACUGCCCCUCCUACUUCAAGGGCCCGCCCUGCCUGCGGCCCGAGUGGUGGUGCGAGUCGGACGACGAUGAGUUGACCAUGUUUGACUGCGAUGAAGACGGUAACUUGGACUUUGUGUGCGUCAACAAGCCACGGGGCCAGCGCGGCGUGAUGCUGGCAGACGCGCGCUGCAACGCCUUUGACAACGGCACGCACUGGCCCGCAGCGCCCGACUCCAUGUGCCCAGGCUUCUUCGCCGCAGAAGCUGCAAAGCAAGGAGCGAAGUUGCAAGUUGGUAAAGCGCUCGUGAAGGACGCGAGCGAGGUUUGAGUGCAGAAUACGGCGGACCGGCGGAACGAAGGUUCGGAGUCAAGAGCUGUCCAUUGUGUGAGCCAAAUCCUCCACAGCGCAACGUGUUGAUGGGGAAGCACUCUUACAGCGGCUGGCGCCAAUGAGGAGUAGACGGGUGUAGUAAUUUUAUGAAGAAGGUGCCGGGUCAGCCAGCCCCGGUCGUGCAAAGGGAGCACGAGUGGCCGGCUGGUUGGCUGGCUGAGUGGCUGUGUGGCUGAGCCCGCCUGUGGAGAUUGAUGCGGAAAACCUAGUGCCGAUGGUGGUGUGUUUACACGGUGUGCCGCGGUGAAGUCAGGGCCCCGUGUGACAGGCCCGACAACCCCGGACAUAAUGCUCUCGCAAUGGCUGACAUGUGGGCGGGUGCCCACGGAGUGCGCGAUGCAAGGCGAUGGCAACCCAUCGCUAGGGCGGGCUAACCCCCCGCCCUAGCGAUACGGAGACAAAGCCGUAGUCAACCUCAAGUACGCAUCCUCAAGCAGUGGAACAAACAAGGAGGUGGCUGCCUUAUGUGCCUUAUGUGCCUAACGUGAUCCGUGUGCUCCUCCUGCUGAAGCUGAUGGGCUUCGAGCGGCCGAUCAAGCUGCAGCGGCCGCCAUGGCCGCCGGCGGCGGCGGGGCCGGGCUGAGAGCCUGAACGGCGCUAGCAGGGCGUGGGGCUGAGGGUGCACGUGUUGAUUGGCGGCGAGUGACGUGACUAGUUUGUUAGCUGCGGGUUAGCACGGACUGUGCACCCCACCCAACCGGCCACGUCCGGAUUUGCGGGGAUGCCAAAGGCCCCCAACAUAGAGGCGUGUGCUUAGUAGGCGCCCGCGUCAAGGUGGCUGGGUUGAUAACGACCCGGGAUCAGCCCUUUUCCUGCCAUAAGGCAGCCACCUCCUUGUUGUGACCGGUUUCUGCCAGGUUCAAGGGUCCCAGCUUCGCUGGUCACAAAAAAGCUGCAACGGCGCGCAGGCUGACGAGCUUGCCGGUGUUGCUUUGGUUAGGGGUCUGCAGCAGGUGAAUGGAGCGUGUAGUAAGCAGCAGCAGACUGCAUGAGACAGCAGUAGUUUGCUGCUGUUCUGUUGUGCUUGGGCCUGUAGCUUGCGGCACCUGGCAGGCACUGCCUGUACCAACCGACCCUGGCUAUGUCCGGGAGAUGAGGCAUUUCGGAGGACAUUAUGCCUCAGAGGCUGACACGUUUAGGUGCGGUGUGGGCCCAGCCCACACUUUUCCCCUGUUGAGGACAACUGCCCCU
Molecule: messenger RNA, 2504 nt
Organism: Chlamydomonas reinhardtii
Lineage: Eukaryota; Viridiplantae; Chlorophyta; Chlorophyceae; Chlamydomonadales; Chlamydomonadaceae
Exons: 11
Coding region: 51-1250 (399 amino acids)
Source: RefSeq, a predicted model, not a curated record